CCUCCCAUUUUCCAUAGGUUUCGCAAGGUUUGCAUGGGCGGUAGUGUGCGUCUGUCUGCUGUAAGAAUUGAAUCGUUUUGGCAUGAAAUUCGUGUACAGUAUUUGAAUUUGUUGAGGCAUGUCCAAGAAAAGGGGCAGAAAGCGGAGUAGCGGGGAGCUGAGUGACACCACAGUGAUGACCCCUGACCCCAACAGUCUCCUGGGAGUGAGAAUACAACACAACUGGAGGGAGAAGGGCAACCAGAGCAAAUGGAAAGGCACCGUCCUGGACCGUCUCAGUGUCAACCCCUCACUAUUCAUGGUCAAGUACGACGGGUUUGACUGCGUCUACGGCAUCGAGCUAUUCAAGGACGAAAGGGUGUCUAAUCUACAGGUCCUCCCAGAGAAACUUGUCAACAACAAGAUCAAGGUUCCUCACGGGGCAGAGGAGUUGGUAGGCAAAGCGGUGGAGCACCUUUUUGAGAAGGAGGAUGGAGAGAAGAAUGAGUGGCGAGGCAUGGUCCUCUCCAGGGCUCCCAUCAUGACUAACUGGUAUUACAUCACCUAUGAGAAGGACCCCGUGCUAUACAUGUACCAGCUGUGGGACGACUACGCCGAGGGAGAUCUCAGGAUCUUACCUGAAGCAGAAAAUAAGCACUUGCUUCCGGCCGACCGAAAGCCAGGCGAGGAGACUGAGAGCCUUGUGGGUAAGCAGGUGGAAUAUGUUACUGACAAAGGUGUGAAGCGAACAGGCCUAGUGAUCUACCAAGUCCCUGCCAAGCCCUCCGUAUACUACAUCAAAUACGACGAUGACUUUCACAUCCAUGUCUACGACCUGGUCAAGACCACAUAGGACACUUGUUUACUCACUCCAUCGCUUACUUUUCACUUAUCCUCCUCUCUCGCUCUUUCUAUCUCUCAAACUCUCUAAAGGCCCUGGAGGGUAUAACAGUUAUGCUUUAUCAUUCAGGAAGUGCAAUCUAUUAGUCCACAUUGAAUCUAGUUCUAUGAUAUGCACAGCAGAACUGUAGCAAUGCAAUUGUAGGCCACUAGGAGGAGGGUGGGAACGUGUACACUUGGAAGGACCUUUUUACCCUCCCCAUGUCUUUGGUAACCCCAUUUGGUGGUUGUGCUCCACAGUAGACUCACACCUUGGACAGUCCAGGAGUGCACCUUGCCCUAUGACAGACUUAGAGUAGAGUGCAAUAACGACCACAUUUCAAUUGUCUCUCACAUCCCGAUGCUCAAUUAGCUUAAUUCAAAGCUGAACUGAAUUAUAUAUUAUAAAACUAAAAGCUGCCCCCAAUAGCCAUUCAUAUUUGGUCCUUGAAUGACCAAACAUCGAGCAUGAUGUAUAAGUGAAUAUUUGUAGAGACUAGUUUGAGCUGUUUUGUUCAGUGAAGUGUUAGCUUUGAAAGUGAAAUGCAGUAAGCUGUGAUGCCCCUGAAAGCAUCAUUACAUUUACAUUUUAGUCAUUUAGCAGACGCUCUUAUCCAGAGCGACUUACAGGAGCAUUACAUUUUUGUUGUUGUCUUUAUUAAUAGGCAACUAACUAUGUUUGAUUUGUGUCAGUCAGUUCAUAGACAAUCAUUCCUUGAUAAACCCACAGUGCUAUCAUUGGGUUUAUAGCAUUAGGUUACACUGGCCUAGGAGUAGUGUAUAGCGGUGUUUCCCAACUCCAGUCCUCCAGUACCCCAAACAGCACACAAUUUUGUUGUUGGCCCCGACAAACUCACCUGAUUCAACUCAUUGAGGGCUUGAUGAUUAGUUAACAAGUGGAAUCAGUGUGCUUUUCUAGGGCCACAACAUAUUUUUUUGCUGUUGGUGGUAUUGGAGGACUGGAGUUGAGAAGCACUGGUGUAUAGUGAUGGUUCAAUCACUAUUUUGAACCGCCUCAUAUAACAUUAUUCAUAAUGCUGAAUCAAGACUUGUUAGAAACAAGGAAUACAGGUCUUCAUAAAGUUAGGGCCAGGAGUUUUUCUUGACCACACAACCUGAUGAGUUUGUCCAGAUCAGGAAAACUCCUGGCCCUAACAAUACCUGACAUGUUCAGAACAUCAUCAGACUGUAUGAUUAGCUUGAGGAGUAGAAUAGAGGCAGUGCUUUACACUAAAUUCUGAUCUUCAAUA
Messenger RNA from Coregonus clupeaformis (lake whitefish), 2108 nucleotides. Its product is annotated as spindlin-Z. The record is from RefSeq and is a predicted model, not a curated record. The transcript is spliced from 5 exons. The coding region runs from base 119 to 832 and encodes 237 amino acids. Lineage: Eukaryota; Metazoa; Chordata; Actinopteri; Salmoniformes; Salmonidae. Gene Ontology annotation, biological process: gamete generation.